AUGCCGCCUCAAUUGAGACUGAACGCCGUCGCGUUCGUGUCCCCUCAAAACCACCCUAUCCUCAUCCGCACGUUCGUCCAGGGCCCGGAUGAGCUGAAGUACCACUAUAUUGCGCACACCAGUCUGGACGUCAUCGACGAACGCAUAACGGCGGCGAUGUCGUCCAAGUCGACUGAGUGCUACAUGAACCUGCUGUACACGAUGGAGGACGUUGCGGUCUAUGGAUACAUGACGCCGCUGAAGGUGAAGAUCAUCAUCGCCCUGGCCCUGACGGACGCCGUCGUACGGGAUGCGGACAUCCUGACGAUAUUUAAGGCGCUGCAUACCGUGUACCGCCAGUCGGUCGCAAACCCAUUCCUCAGGUUGAGCGCUCCCAUCGACGGUUACAACGACAAUGCCGCACUCUUAGCGGCAGGCAGUCCGAAGUGGAAAGCCUUUAGGAAGCGGGUAGACGACAUAGGCAAGGCUGUAGGUGCCGUAGCAGUGACCGCCUGACCGAAUCAUACUCGUGCGUGUUACCGCUCCCGGUGUGCCUUCUCUUCGCCGGUCAUUAUCCCCCGAUGAUGAGUCCUAGGGCACGCAGAACCAACAACGAUCAGCGCCCUUUUAUUGACUCAGCAUCCUUGCACACACCGGUUCUGAGACAGAUACGGGGCAGACAACCACAUACAUAGUCAGCACGUUUAUUCCGUCUACGCGAGUAUCUCCACUCUUCCCGCGCCGCUAUUCAAUACGAUGCUUCAAAGACAAC
Molecule: messenger RNA, 751 nt
Organism: Trametes versicolor FP-101664 SS1
Lineage: Eukaryota; Fungi; Basidiomycota; Agaricomycetes; Polyporales; Polyporaceae
Product: Sedlin
Exons: 4
Coding region: 1-495 (164 amino acids)
Biological process (GO): endoplasmic reticulum to Golgi vesicle-mediated transport
Cellular component (GO): cytoplasm; nucleus; TRAPP complex
Source: RefSeq, a predicted model, not a curated record